Messenger RNA from Cariama cristata (Red-legged seriema), 3449 nucleotides. RefSeq names its product melanoma inhibitory activity protein 3-like. The record is from RefSeq and is a predicted model, not a curated record. The transcript has 4 exons. Gene Ontology annotation, biological process: vesicle cargo loading; endoplasmic reticulum to Golgi vesicle-mediated transport; protein secretion. NCBI's taxonomy places the organism in Eukaryota, Metazoa, Chordata, Aves, Cariamiformes, Cariamidae. Gene Ontology annotation, cellular component: endoplasmic reticulum membrane; endoplasmic reticulum exit site. The annotation marks the transcript as partial.
GUUGGAAGUGAUUUUGGAUAUUUUCCAAAGGAUUUACUUGAAAUAAAUCAUAAUUAUUCCAAUGAGGAGCUAGAAUUACCAACAGAUGAAACAGAUUUUGUUUGCUUUGAUGGCGGAAGGGAUGAUUUUGAUAAUUAUAAUGUGGAUGAGCUUUUGAAGUCAUUGCAAGAAAGGAUAGCAAAUGAAGGGGAAACUGAAUCAAGUGAUCCAGGGACAGAACCAGCUAAAGGAAUUGAAAGGGAUGAGGAAAUCGAAGAGGUUGAUACAAUAAAGUCCCUUGAUGCUUUGGAGCCAGACAAUCUUGAGCUAAGCACAGAAGAUGACAAGGAAGCCCUCGCCAUGACAGAGGAAGUAGACAGUUCUCUUACAGAAGGAACUGAAAAUACUGGGGGAUACUCCAGUGUCAACAGUCACGAAGAAAACUCUCAGGGAGAUCAAAUUGCACAUGAGCACUUGAAAGGAAUGCUACAUGGGAAACUAAAAGGGCUAGAAAGUGAAAAUACCAAAAACACUAGUAUUCCUCAGGGUGAAACCAGUCAACUUGACAAAGAGAAUGAAGAAGUCAAUGCCUAUACACUUUUAAACAGAGAGCUCUCUGUGAACUUGAAAACAAAAUUUGGCUCAACUGCUGAUGCUGUUGUGUCAGAUGAUGAAGUGACUCGCCUUGUUACAUCGCUGGAAGAUGAUUUUAAUGAAGAUUUGAGCAUUAAUGCUCAUGAUGCAGAGGAGGAGCCAGACUUUGCAGAACAGUCUGAAGAAAUCCCUUUGCUGCCUUUUAUGGCAGAGGAAGAAAUGACAUCCCCAGUGGAUUUAGAUGAUGAUGAAAACGAUGGCAUUGAGUCACAAAAUCAUAAACCUGAUGAAGAUGCAAAGGGUGCUACAGAGCUAAAUAACCAAAGAGACAAUGAUGAAGAACCCGAUUCAGAUGCAUUAAUUCUUAAGGAUGCCUUCAGUAGGAGCGAGAAGCCGAGUCACAGUAUAAGUGUGGACAGGUCCAAAUCUAAACAAAGAAAAGAGAAACAGGAUGAGGUGAUGCUAAUUAGUAAAAGAGAAGAACCAGCAUCAACUCAACCUGAGGAUCUCUCCACGGAACUCCUUAGAAAGGAAACUGUAGGUACAGGUGAUCUGAGUUCAAAAGAAAAACUGAACAAAACUGAACAGUUUGAAGAGCAGCUCGUGGUUGAUGGAACCGAGUCACACAGUGAAGAGCUGAAGAGUACAGCUGUGCCUGAUCCUAAUGUUUUGCCUAGUCCAGGAGAUGAUCUGGAGGCCAAAUCAUUUGUUAAAAGCAAGCAAGAUGCUUUAAAACCAUCUGUUGGUGAUAUCAACAAAAGUCCAGAAAGAGUGCUGCUUGCUCAAAUAGAGAAAGAUGAGAAAAAGUUUGAGGAUGACACCUUGGAAGAGGUCUUGGAAAGUGAUUUGAAGCUCAAAAAGUUAUGGGAGAAAACAAUGGAGAAAGGCAAUGCUCAGAACAAGCCGCCUGUUGAUGUUCCAGCCAAACCAGUGGAAGAGGUAAAAAAUGCAUCUCAAAGUGAUUCAGAAGAGACUGACCUCUUGAAAGAGAAACUGGAGCAUGGAAUGCCUGCUGUGGAGAAAGAACUUCUAAGACAUGAAGAAAGUUUGAAACAAAUGUGGGAGACCGAUCAUGAAAAUCAAAAAACCACCUCUCUUAACAAAGAACCUGAAAUAAAAAGGAGAAACAUCAAAGAAACCCCUGUGGGGGAGGGAGACUCAAGCCACGGAGGAGCUGUCGAGCAGCCUAGGCCAUGGGAAAGAGAGACUGAGUAUUCAGAGGCAGAUGUGAAAGAAGAGCUUUCAAGAAAUCUUGGCAAGAUGACAGUAUUUGAAGAAAGCAUUGAGAAAAGUUCCCCUGAAGAAAAAUCAAAAAGCACUACACAGAAUACUAAUACAGCAGAUCUUACUCAGCAAGGAACUGCUCGUACUGAGGAUGCAGAUUCAGGCAGAAAUCUUGGCACGAGUUUAGCUAAAGAAAGAAUACUAAGACCAGAAUUGCAGUCUGAAGAGCCAGAUGCUGAAGACGAGCCUGACCUGAAACAAGUAGAGGAAGAGCUGCUGGAAGAUGAGAAUGCUGCAAGUGCAAAGCUGUCGCAAGCAAGAGCUGCAAAUGUACAGGGUGAUACACUAAAUGCUAAAAGUACAAAUCCUGAAUUAGAAGCACUAAGUGAGGCUGUUUCAGGAACCACAAAUCCUACUUAUGAAACAGGAGAGGAAACAAACUCAUUUUAUAAGGAAGUUAAAAAAACAAUCAGCAUGCAAGAUGCAAGCGAGACUAGGAACAAAGAGGUUGACAUACCAGUGAGUGAAGAUGCUAAACUGGAUGAGAUGGAACGUGUCCUGGAAGAUGAUGAGUCUUCUGAAGCUGAGGAACCAUCAGCUGUGGAAGAACAUAAUUUCCAAUCUCCUGACACAGAAGACAGCAAUGACCUUAACCAAAGGAAAGAUCAUGUCCCAGAGAGCAUUUCACAGAAAGACUCAAAAGAGGUGCAAAUUUUACAGCAUACAAGAAAUGACCACCAGCAAUCUGCGCAUUUCCCCAGCCCUGGUGACAGCUCAGCAACCACAAACGACACUGUUACAGACUUCAGUGAGUCUGUGAAGCGGCUCACAAUAAUGAGAGAUUUUCUUGAUGAAAAGCGUGUAAUACGUCUACAAAAGUACCUUGGGCCUCAACACGUGGUUAGGCUAGAAGGCAUGUUUCACGACAUGAAGGUAGAGAUGGAGCUUGUUCGAAAAGCAAGCCGUAAUAACGAAGAGACAGAAAAAGCUUUGGACCAGAUACUUGAGUUUUCAGAAUCCAACAUUAUACAUGCUGUAGCAAAAGUUCUGGAUUCUAGAGUGGCAGAAAAUAAAGAGGAGGUAGUGAAAGAGAUGGAUUUGUAUGAUGAGGAGGGCGCGCUGAUGGAUGAUAUUCAAGAAUUAAUAUAUUCUUUAAGGAGUAAAUAUUUGUCUGCUAGUGAGAGUGUCCCACUUGCAUCUAUUCCAGAACAGGAAGAUGAUCAGCUGCACGUUCAAGAUGGUGCAAAAGAGGCUGAAUAUGACAGAGUUUCCAUCAGAAACCCAGAUGCCAUUGAUGAGAGCAAUCAGGAGUUUCAGCAUCUUGAAGAUAAGAGGCCAGAAGAGCCUACUGAGGAGGAGAGGGCUGUUAAUGUUCCACCUGAGCAUGAAGAGGCCAACUUCUCGGAUAAUAGAGAAGCUGAAGAAGGGUAUGAUAGUGAAAGAGUAUCGCUGCUGGAAGAUGCUUCCUUUGGGUCGAUUGAUUCAGGACAGAGUCCCAGGGAGGAUAUUGCUGCAGCGCCCUGGAGAGCCGGGGACCGUAACGUGAAGUCUCGCCCGAGAUGCCGCCGGGACCGCGGGGGCGGGGGGCGGGGAGCAGAAGCGAGUUCCCCCUUGCAGCCCUCCCCUGUCAGCGGCCGCGGCCGCUCCGUGCG